Messenger RNA from Amaranthus tricolor (Joseph's coat), 1968 nucleotides. RefSeq names its product serine carboxypeptidase-like 51. The record is from RefSeq and is a predicted model, not a curated record. Bases 303 to 1697 code for a protein of 464 amino acids. Lineage: Eukaryota; Viridiplantae; Streptophyta; Magnoliopsida; Caryophyllales; Amaranthaceae. The transcript has 13 exons. Gene Ontology annotation, biological process: proteolysis. Gene Ontology annotation, molecular function: serine-type carboxypeptidase activity.
CAUAAGAUAACAACCUAACACUAGCAAAACCGAUUAAUAUUCAGAUUCUUUCCUUCCCACAAAUCAUUAUUUAGUCACGAUUCCAUUAUUUUCCCAUGUUAAUCAAAUCCCUACUUUCAUGAUUAUCAUUGAAUCCACUCAAUACUAAUUGUAUUUUUCAAUAGAAUAUUAUCUUUUUUGCUAGACUGUACACCCUGACAAUUUUAACUUUUCAAUCCUUAAUUAUAUAUAUAUAUAUAUAUAUAUAUAUAUAUAACUUAAAACAACCAAUAUUUUUUCAUCUUUGAUAUAAAAAAAUAAAUAUGGAAAAAUACUCCGCUUUGAGUAAAACAUUCCUGUUUCUUGCUACUCUGUUUUUUCUUCUCUUUAAUGGCUGCCUUGCAGGAAAACAUAUGAAGAAUGAUGAAUUAGAAGAAUGGGGUUAUGUUGAAGUUAGACCAAAAGCACAUAUGUUUUGGUGGCUUUACAAAAGUCCCUACAGAGUAGACAAUCCAAUCAAGCCUUGGCCUAUAAUUCUAUGGCUUCAAGGUGGUCCUGGAGCAUCAAGCACAGGAAUUGGAAAUUUUCAAGAAGUGGGACCACUUGAUACCAAUUUAAAACCCAGAAAUUCAACAUGGUUGAAGAAAGCUGAUCUCCUCUUUGUUGAUAAUCCAGUAGGAACAGGAUUUAGUUAUGUGGAAAAUAAGAAAUUGGUAGUGAAAAGUGACGAAGAAGCAGGAGAAGAUCUGACAAGACUUCUAAUAGAAUUAUUCAACAAGAACAUCAAGUUGCAGAAGAGUCCAUUGUAUAUUGUUGCGGAAUCUUAUGGGGGUAAAUUUGCGGUUACUCUUGGAUUGGCCGCCCAUCAAGCCAUUCAAUCCGGCCAAUUGAACCUAAAGCUUGGAGGAAUCGCUCUUGGAGAUACUUGGAUUUCUCCUGAGGAUUUUGUUUUUUCAUGGGGGCCUCUUUUGAAAGACGUAUCAAGAAUUGAUGAUAUAGGAUUUAAAAAGGCUAACAGCUUAGCGGAGGAGAUAAAGCAGAAGUUGGAGAAUGGUCAAUAUGUGAAUGCUACAACUACAUGGAGUAAUCUUGAGAGUGUUAUUGCCUCCACCAGUAAUUCUGUGGAUUUUUACAACUAUUUACUGGAUUCUUCUAUGGACCCACUUGCAAUAACAACAACAACAAAUGAGGCAACUUCAAAAAAGCUAGCAUUUGGCAGAUAUUCAAACUACCUUUCUUCUUUAACAAGUUUUAAACCUGACUCUGCUAAUGGAGCUGAUCUUACUUCUUUAAUGGAAGGUCCUAUCAGAAAGAAGCUCAAGAUUAUCCCUAGUGACGUCAGGUGGGGAGGCCAAAGUGAUCUUGUUUUUACAGCACUUGAAGCUGAUUUCAUGAAGCCUUUGAUUGCUAAGGUUGACGAGCUGCUUUCUAAAGGGAUCAAUAUCACGAUAUACAACGGUCAACUUGAUCUCAUAUGCUCGACCAAAGGAACUCAAGCAUGGGUGGAGAAGCUCAAGUGGGAUGGUCUAAAAAGUUUCUUAAGUGAAAGUAGAACACCUAUAUAUUGUGAAAAAGAUGGACCCACAAAGGGAUUCAAAAGGUCGUACAAUAAUUUGCAUUUCUAUUGGGUUCUUGGUGCUGGACACUUUGUACCCUUUGAGCAGCCAUGUGUUGCAUUAAAUAUGGUGGGUGCCCUUACACAGUCGCCUGCUCCUUAGAAGAUGCACCAACAAAUUAAAGAACAACACUUGGGAAAUGAAAAUACUCUAUACAAUUAAUGUGUAGUCUAUAUCAUUAUUUACUUUUAUAUUUUUAUGUAUUUUAUGUAUUUUAUGAAUGGAGGGAGAAAAAAGUAGAAAAAUAUAAAUGUGCAUAUGUUGAUUAUCAACAGAUGGUAGAAGAGAAAAGAAGAGGGUAUUAGUACAAAUAAAAUUAAUUAGAGUCUGUAUUUUAUUUGGUGAAUUAUUGAAUGCCACAUAAUGUUUUCAA